GUGAAGUGGUUCAUCAUCAGCGGUCUGUGAACAGACGUUUCGUACGGAGGAUUGGCGCGUCUUUCCACAUGGAUAUCGUCUUAAGGAAGAGCGGACUCGCAUUGUGUACUGAUGAUGCGGACUGGACACCCAGGGUGCAGUAAGGCUCCUCACAUCAAAAGAGCAUCAUGUGGUGUUUCUAGCAGCAAGUUUCUAGUCAGGCUCUUCAUUUCAAAGGACCCUUACGUGGUGUUUCUAGCAGCUCUGCAGAAGACAGAUGCCCAACUCAGACACAAAACCAACGUGAGUUACUUUGGGUAAGAGUCAUGCUCUUUACGUCAAAUGACCAAUAUUAAAUAGCAGCUUGGCAGACAACACUGGGAUGCUCAACUCAGAUAUAAACCAACAUGAGUUACAUAUAGUAAGAGUUGUUUGAUGAUCACUUCAGAGUAUUCUCAGCAACAAUGAGUCUAAAUAUGACCCAGCGUAACAUUGCAUCAAUAGCCGAGGUCCACCCAACGGGGAUGGAUCUGUUUGAGAUGACAGCACCACCGGGGGAUCUCACCACUUCAACACCCAUGGAUAUCCCGUGUGAAUGGGCAUCAACCACGGAGUAUUUGCAAUCUGCAUUUGAUAUCCACGUCUAUGGGUACGCUGGAGUGUAUAUAUUGACUGGUAUAGUGUCCGUCAUUCGUCUGUAUCGCCUGUACACAUUCCGAGCCGGACGCCUUAUGAGCGGGUUUCAUGUUAAACUCAACAUGCACAUUUCUACGUUAAUAUUCAGCCUUUUGCGAACAGUCAUGUUAUGCCUUGACCCGUAUGGGUUUAAAUGCAGAGUACCACCUCUUUUGAUCAGGUUGCUGAUGUCAAUGGCCUUUCCAUGUCUUGCCGUGGCUUUUAAUUUACUUCUCUUGCUAUUACUAGAAACCACUAAAUUAUACCCGAACUUAUCGUGUAUUAAACAUCAGACGCUGACUUUGGUUGGCAGUGCUGGGGUGUACUCAUUGGUUCUUAUAUUAAAGGAUUUACUCCUUGACUAUGACGCCAUAUCGGCAAUCAUCUUUGAUAUAUUUGCCUUGAUUAUCUACACUAUCUGGGGUGUGGUUAUGAUGAUUGGUUACUUCUUUGUUGCCUGGAAGAUACGAAGCAGUCUUCGAACCAGCGGCAGCCCGGUUGAGAGUGAAGCGCUUCGACGUUUUUCCGGACUCCUCCAAGCAUGUGGUAUGGUUGGGCUCUUCACGCUCAUGACGCAGAUACUGUACGCGAUCUGCAAGUACGGGCUGCCGAAGCCUUUUAUCACCAAGAACCCAUGGGUGUGGUGGUGCCUGCAGUCGGCACUCUUCAUGUUUGAAUCAGUCAUGUCAUGCUUACUCAUGGUUGUUGCAAGCCGAACAGACAAUAAGAGACAUGUGAAUGUAGCACCGUGUACAACUUGGGAGUGGCCACGUAUGCAUGGUUGGAACCUAGAGGCUGUACCAACUCGACCAGGGAGACCUGUGCCAGCCGGGAUGAACGUCAAGAAGAAUUCACCCGUACAUCCCACACAGUCUACCAAUGCCAGACAAGAUGGCUGCACUCCACACGUGUAAAUUCCAUCAAAGCGAAAACAAUUGCUGAUUAAGCACGUGUACACUGUUUUAACAGUUGAUGGAUGUUGACAAGUGUAUUAAAUAUACUCUUCAUUGAUCACCACGUGCACAAACCUCACAAGAUUGCAACAGGAACAGCACACGAGCACUUGCCGUAAAACAAUUUAAAGGAAAAAUAAUCACAAGCGAAAAAAAACACACUGCCUGAUUUGAUUCAUGCAAAAGGAACAUAAAUGUUGCUUUAUAGGUAAGAUUUAUCGAUGGUUUCAUGCGGAAAAUUUCAACAUUUUAAACGAUUUGGGCAUUUUCACCAUCACCUAAUAUUUUAGCAAAAAAUGUUUAAACAAAAAAUUAUUAGAGAAAUAAUCUACUUGUGGGGACUAAUUUAUUCAACAACUGAAGCAGCCGUUCAGAAAGGAGCACCUUUCGGACAGUUGGUAGGGUUAAAAUAUGAUGUAUUUUUGUAGCUUAAAAUUGUUAAUUUAUUCUAUUGCCAUUAUAACAAGAGCGUGUAUUGCCGUCACGUCAAUGUGCACUGAGCUAAAUUUGACACAUUAAAGCCAGGUGCGUACCUCACGCGAAAGCCAAGCGACUUUUGGUGACGGUACGCCCCGGUGGUUAAAAUUGUGACGCAAGAAAAUUCACUUCGCUUUUGCUUGUGUUAAUAACCAUGAUCUUGUUUGUAAGAAAACCCAAUAUGACUGAGUUCUGUUUUGGCGCAUAUGUUUGACAUCAGCAUAAUAAUUACGGAUACAGAUUAAUGAAGAGUUCGUGUAACCACUGCAAUUAAUGUAGUCCUGGGAAAUUAAUACAUAAGGGAAAUUUUGCAUUAAGCUUAACUCUUGUUAAAUCCGCCUGUAUUUAAAGAACAACCCCUGUUAAAUCUGCCUGUAUUUAAAGGCAGUGGACACUAUUGGUAAUUGUCAAAGACUAGACUUCACAGUU
Molecule: messenger RNA, 2513 nt
Organism: Asterias rubens (European starfish)
Lineage: Eukaryota; Metazoa; Echinodermata; Asteroidea; Forcipulatida; Asteriidae
Product: proline-rich transmembrane protein 4-like
Exons: 1
Coding region: 444-1568 (374 amino acids)
Source: RefSeq, a predicted model, not a curated record